AUGGUACUCUCAGUUGCUGGCAAGAAUGCCAUCAUCACAGGCGGUGGAUCAGGCAUCAACUUGGAAUUUGCCAGGCUCCUUCUCGACAUAGGCUGCUCAGUCCUCAUAGCCGACCUCCACUGUCGCCCCGAGGCUCAGUCCCUGCUGGACCAAUUUCCCCCUUCUUCCUCCGACAAGCCCCAAGCUGUCUUCCAUAAGACGGACGUCACCUCGUGGCCACAGCUGACCUCGCUGUGGAGUACAGCCCUCACCCACUUCCCCAGCAUCGACAUUGUGGUGCCCGGCGCAGGCAUCUUCGAGCCCCAGUGGUCGUCCUUCUGGGAUCCGCCCCAGUCCGAGAGCAACCCUUCCUCUGCGUCGAGGGACGACGCCAACGGCGAGCCGGGACACUAUGCCGUCCUGGACGUCAACCUUGCGGCCCCCAUCCGGCUGAGCCAGAUGGCCAUCGGCCACUGGACCUCGCACAAGCAAAAGGGGUGCCUGGUGCAUGUGGGCAGCAUCGCCGGGUACUGCACCGCCAUCAACACGCCCCUGUACUUUGCCAGCAAGCAUGGCCUGCACGCGUUUGUGAGAUCCCUUGGUGGCCUCCGAGAUGAGCUUGGCAUCAGGGUCGGGUGCGUGGCACCAGGUAGCGUACGCACACCUAUGUGGGCGGAGGACCCAACCAAGGCCUGCUUGGUUGAUGAGAACACAGUCCUCAUUGAGCCAAAGGAGAUUGCCGAGGCCAUGUAUAGCCUGGUCGUGGACGAGAACCUGGGCAACGGGACGAUAUAUGAGUGCGGCAAGGGAAGCACGAGGGUUGUGCCUGAGUACAAUUUGGAUCCGCCGAACGUCGCUGGCGCGAUGGUGCCGGGGUAUGAGAACGCUCAGCGAGACUUGUAUGAGAAUCUGAGGAACAAUGGCAUGAAGGUGUGA
Emericellopsis cladophorae is the source of this 915-nucleotide messenger RNA. Its product is annotated as 15-hydroxyprostaglandin dehydrogenase [NAD(+)]-like protein. Lineage: Eukaryota; Fungi; Ascomycota; Sordariomycetes; Hypocreales; Bionectriaceae. The transcript is spliced from 3 exons. Gene Ontology annotation, molecular function: oxidoreductase activity, acting on the CH-OH group of donors, NAD or NADP as acceptor. The coding region runs from base 1 to 915 and encodes 304 amino acids. The record is from RefSeq and is a predicted model, not a curated record. Gene Ontology annotation, cellular component: cytoplasm.